AUGAAUUAUGUAAUUAAAGAUGCUCGUGAACAACCUAUAUUAAAUAUUAUUGGUCCAUGUUGUAUUUAUGAUGGACCUUAUUCAUGUUGUUGUGAGAAUAAAUUUACUUUAUUCGGUAGUGAUCGAACAACAGAAAUUGGAGCUAUUUAUAAAAAAUAUUCUGGCUUUUGUAAAGAAGCUUUUACAAGUUGUGAUGUUUUUUCAAUGCAUGGUGAGUAUAUUGAUGUAUACAAAAACAUUUUAUAUGAAUAG
This is a messenger RNA of Rotaria sordida, 252 nucleotides long. Lineage: Eukaryota; Metazoa; Rotifera; Eurotatoria; Philodinida; Philodinidae. The record is from the annotation of a GenBank genome assembly.